Pimephales promelas (fathead minnow) is the source of this 4291-nucleotide messenger RNA. RefSeq names its product ADAM metallopeptidase domain 11 (gene adam11). Lineage: Eukaryota; Metazoa; Chordata; Actinopteri; Cypriniformes; Leuciscidae. The record is from RefSeq and is a predicted model, not a curated record. Gene Ontology annotation, biological process: proteolysis. Gene Ontology annotation, molecular function: metalloendopeptidase activity.
GGUGCGGAUGGGAGUCCCGCAGAAGGAGCGUUUCAAUCCCAACAUGAAUUCCGCCCGCAAUCUCUGACCGACCAAAGCGGACAUCUCGGGCACUUGUUUCUAAACUCUUUCCCGUCAGCGUCGUCUUGUUUUCCACGGAUGCCCUUAACGUCUUCCUCGUGACUUGUUGUGCAGAACGGGAUGCGGCGGUAAAUGUCGCGUUUCGAAUCUUUUCGCUCCGGUUGAAGCCGCAGGAGUAUGUGAUCAUGUUGGCGACGCGCUGCCUCCUCCUGUGGGCUGCAGUUACCGCGCGUCUCGCCGUGACAGGCUGGGGCAGCAGCAUCAAACGGGACGGAGCGGAACGGGGACGCGAGCUGAACGCGUUUUCGGAGGAGCGCACGAAGCCUCAGCGCCUGCUGCAGCGAACUGACGCGGAGGAGGAGCUGCCGCACGGGCACUUGGGUACCUUGGCGAAGAGUGAUGCUGAUGGAGCGCAUCCCAUUCAUUUGGCUCAGAUCUCAUUUCUGGUGAAGGCCUUUGGAAUCCAGUUUGUUUUAGACCUGGAGCUCAAUCACGAUCUCUUGUCGUCUGACUAUGUUGAACGCCACUUCGAUAAGGACGGGCGACCUUUUCAGAGUCCGGGAGGAGAGCACUGUUACUAUCACGGUCACGUGAGAGGAGUUCAGAGGUCAUGGGCGGCUCUCUCCACCUGUCACGGCCUACGAGGGAUGUUCUCAGAUGGCAACUUUUCCUACAGCAUCGAGCCCGUGCACAACAGCAGCGAUCAGGAUGAAAAUACUCAUGUUGUAUACAGAAUGGCAGACAUCCGGCUGAUGCCAAAAAACUCAGGAAGCACCAGGAACGGCAGUGACUCUGACAUUAACAGUGACUAUCCCGUUUCUAUGGAGACGAAUGAAUCGGAGCUCACAGAUGGGCUGAGACGGGCAAAAAGACAGGUUCGGAGGGGUCCGCGCACAGUUCAGAGUGAAACAAAGUAUAUAGAGUUGCUUGUGGUCAAUGAUUUUGAACUGUUUGUACAGAUGCGAAGAUCAGCCUCUCAGACGAGAAACUUUGCUAAAGCUGUCGUGAACAUGGCUGAUGCUAUUUACAAGGAGCAGCUGAACACUAGAAUAGUGCUUGUCGCCAUGGAGACAUGGUCAACUCAGAACAUGGUUUCUGUUGGCGACGACCCUUUGGUGACACUGCGUGACUUUAUGAAAUACAGGAAGGAGAAUAUCAAAGAGAAGAGUGAUGCAGCUCACCUGCUCUCGGGGCGCACGUUUCAGAGCAGUCGCAGUGGCACUGCAUACAUCGAGGGGAUCUGCUCAUCAACACGAGGUGGAGGAGUCAAUGAGUAUGGGAAUGUGGGACCCAUGGCUAUCACAUUAUGUCAGAGUUUAGGACAGAACCUUGGAAUGAUGUGGAACAAAGACCGUGCUACUGCAGGAGACUGCAGAUGUCCAGAUCCGUGGUUAGGCUGCAUCAUGGAGGAUACUGGAUACUAUCUACCCAGAAAGUUUUCACGGUGCAGUAUAGAGGAGUACAUUCAGUUCCUCCAGCAAGGAGGAGGGAGCUGCCUCUUCAAUAAACCUAACAAGUUGUUGGAUCCUCCUGAAUGUGGCAAUGGUUUUGUGGAACAGGGAGAAGAAUGCGACUGUGGCUCUCAAGUGGAUUGCUCUCGUGCUGGGGGUGCAUGCUGUAAAAAAUGCACUUUGACCCAUGAUGCAAUGUGUAGCAAUGGACUCUGUUGUAGCCGUUGUAAGUAUGAGCAGAGAGGAGUGGUCUGCAGGGAUGCAGUGAAUGACUGUGAUGUGCCAGAAACGUGCACCGGCGAUGCGAGUAAAUGUCCACAUAAUGUCCACAAACUGGAUGGUUACAUGUGCGAUGCAGGACUGGGCCGCUGCUAUGGGGGCCGCUGUAAGACCAGAGAUGCCCAGUGUCAGGCGCUCUGGGGCCACAAUGCAGCAGAUCGCAUGUGUUAUGAGAAGCUGAACAUUGAGGGUACGGAGCGUGGAAACUGCGGUCAGGACAGCAGCUCGCGGAACUGGAUUCAGUGCAAUAAGCAGGAUGUGUUGUGCGGAUAUUUAUUGUGCACUAAUAUCACGGUGAAACCACGGUAUGGAGACUCGCAUGGAGAAAUCACAAGUCUCACCAUCUACCAUCAGAAUAAGUACCUGGAUUGUCGUGGGGGUCAUGCAGUGCUAGAGGACGGCACCGAUCUCGGGUACGUAGAGGACGGCACGCCGUGUGGUCCUAAUAUGAUGUGCCUGGACCAUCGUUGUCUGCCAGUAACCACCUUCAACCUGUCAUCCUGCCCCGGUUCGACCUUCUCUCAAGUGUGCUCUGAUCACGGGACGUGCAGUAAUGAGGUGAAGUGUAUCUGUGACUCCGACUACACUGGGAAGGACUGCAGUGUGUAUGACCCCAUUCCAGACCCCCAGCCUCUAGACGGUCCUGAGAAAUACAAAGGUCCGAGCGGGACAAACAUCAUCAUUGGCUCCAUAGCAGGAGCGAUACUGCUGGCAGCUAUAGUACUGGGAGGAACGGGCUGGGGCUUCAAAAAUAUCAGAAGAGGAAGAUCUGGAGGGGGAUAAAGCAUGUCAUCUGCUCUCCUGUGCUUCUGCACUGUGUUCUUUUAAACUUUGAGGGAAACAGAAGAAACUGCCAAUGUCUUCCACUCUCUCUCCAAACUCCCUUCUGUCACUUCCACUUCCUGUUACUGCCUGUCACCUGUUGCCUCGAAACACUCCAGUACAUCCCAUGGUAACAUUCUUUAACUGACCUCUAACAAGAUGUUAGUUGUUAGUAAUCAUUUUGGUCUUUUAAGUCAUAAUUUGCUCACCCUUAUGUUGUUUUGAACACAUGACUUUCUUUCUUUCUUUUGCGGAGCACAAAAAGAGAUUUUGAGCAGAAAUGUCACAUUGUUGAGGUCCAGAAACGGACCAAAAAGUACCAUAGAGAUUGCUUGUGCGCUAUAUGCACAUAUAUUACUGCAUAUUCAAACAUGGCGCCUCGUGACGCAUCACUUUAGGUCAAUAGUCAGAAUUAUCAGUACAAAAACAAAAUGAUUAGACAUUUUUAUGUAUUAUACUGGUCCUAAUCAGCGAGCUGCCACAAUAAUCGAAACCAACUCUGAGAAGCCGUGACUUUUCAAGUUGUUUCAUGCGGAUAGACAGAUUCUUCCCCAAACAUUUUGGAAAAAAUCUCUAAAUAUGUAUGGAUUUCCCAGUAGAAAUCUACCUAAAAUAACGUAAUGUCUGCUUGCAUUCCAUGUUUACCCUCAUGCGAGUCUAAUAUCUAUACUCUUGCUGCUUUUAAUAUCAUCCAUAAUAGUUAAAAAACAUGCAUAACCAUAUGAAUGUACUUUUAUGUAACAAAAAAUAAGGCAUUGCUUGUAUGAAUUUAAUGUAGUUGGUUAUAUACUUUUCAUAAGCACAUAGCUGAGUGAGGCAAGGCCAGGUCAUUUUAGUAAAAUAUGUAUUAUGUAUAAUUUGUAAAUCUUAUAAGAGGAACACUGAGCUGAGGAUACAUAUGUAUGUAUAUAAUGUACUGUAUAUGACAGCAGUAUUUUGCCCGUCUGCUGCAAAAAUAACACUGUCAGAUAAAAGCACAAACAAAUUUAUAGGGGUCGAGAAUGAAGAUGACAUUGAUACCGAUGGGCAAAAACACAAUCGUCAAAGUCAUUUUUCCAAUCAUUUUUAUGUUACAAUCGUGUCCACUAUAUAGUAUAAAGAAAGGUGCACUAAGUAACUUUGUUUUUCUGUUCUGUUUUUUAGACUGUGUGGAGCAAGGUUAGAACACUUUACAUGUUCAAAUUAUUAAUUUUAUUUUUUUAAGUACUUUUAGUUACUAGUUUUGAUAAAUAUUUGUACUUUUAUUUUAGUUUUUUAUUUUAUUUUAUGGACAUACAGUACUUCAGUUUCAAACUGAAGAAAACAAGCGAGACUUUAGAGGAAAGAAGCAUUUGUAUUUACUAUAAAUCAUUAAAAAAAAAAACAUAUGCUCCAUGCUGCUUAUUGAUUCUCGCGCUGAGCCAGCAGAAAAGAUGAAGGGCGGCUGUGCGUUUACACACAAAAGGUGCAGAGUCAGACUGGAUCAUUUCUUCUCUCUUGUACGUUUUCAUGUUGCCAUUGUGUACACAAUGAAAUAUCAAGCUCACAAAUUGUAGCCUACUGGACAUUACAUUAGUUUUCUUGAUAAUUUUCCAUCCUGUUAGACUUUAUGAUAUCAAAAUCCAGUUCUUAAAGGGGUCAUGAACUGGCUUUUUAUUUUUUUUUUAUAUUGUUGUCUGAGGUCAACUUAUGACGUCUGC